Messenger RNA from Clonostachys rhizophaga, 1569 nucleotides. Lineage: Eukaryota; Fungi; Ascomycota; Sordariomycetes; Hypocreales; Bionectriaceae. The record is from the annotation of a GenBank genome assembly.
AUGACAAUUCACUCGGUUCUACGGCGCGUUGUUCGCAAUGAAGCCAUCCGUGUUGAUCCCCCUGAGAUUUACAAUUGGCGUGUUCUUGCCUUGGCCGCUUCGGCAUGUUUUGCUGGAGCACUCUUUGGAGUGGACGCAGGAAUCAUUGGUGGCGUCUUAGCAAUGCCUGACUUCAAGCGUGAAUUCGGUCUUGAUACUCAACCACCUAAAGCCGCCGCCGAUCUAUCAGGCAACCUCGUCACCACCAUGCAAGCUGGAGCUGUGGCUGGAGCCCUUCUCUCCAGUCCCAUUGCCGAUCGCAAAGGCAGAAAGCCUGCUCUUAUCGCCGUUGCCAUUACGGGAUUUAUUGGUGGGCUCAUGCAAGCGUUUUCAUAUGGCCAUCUAUCAGUUUUUUACAUCGGAAGAUUUGUUGAAGGCCUAGGGCUAGGCGCGGGAACAAUGCUUGCGCCUACUUACGUUUCCGAAAACUCUCCUCGUGCCAUUCGUGGCUUUCUAGUUGGAUUCUUCCAGCUUCUCCUGGUCAUGGGCGGGAUGAUGGCAUAUUUCAUUAACUAUGGCGCUUUGCUACAUCUUCCGCCUAUGGCUACAUGGAUGGUUCCGCUGGCCUGCCAGUCAAUAUGCCCUGCUCUUUUGUUCUUCAGCAUGCUAGGGUGUCCCGAAUCUCCGCGAUGGCUCGCCUCUCAAGACCGGUGGGAUCAAGCGAGCGCCGUAUUGUCGGAUGUCCGGCACCUUCCUAUCGAACACCCUUAUAUACAGGGGGAGCUUCUCGAAUUACGAACGCAGCUGGAUCAAGAAAAGGCCGCCAUGCAGGGUGUAGGCUUUUGGUCCCUACAAAAGGAGUGCUGGACGGUCCCUACAAAUCGGAAGCGAGCACUGUUGACUGUUGGUAUGAUUACAUUCCAGCAAUGGUCCGGGACUGGUGCCAUCAAUUACUACGCCCCCACCAUUUUCCGAGACCUUGGCCUUUCCAGUACAACUACGGCCCUUUUCGCCCAAGGCAUAUAUGGUAUUGUCAAGGUGGUCACCUGCUUGAUAUUUGUAUUUUUCCUUGCCGAUUCUCUUGGUCGCCGUCUUUCUCUCAUGUGGAGUGGUGCCUUACAGGGCUUUUGCAUGUUCUUCCUAGGAUUUUAUGUCCGGUUCGGACCAAAGAUUGGCGAGAAUGAUAGGCCACCCCCAGCUGGCAUUGCUGCUCUAGCUAUGGUAUAUAUCUUUGCCGCUGCCUUCAACAUGGGUUGGGGGCCCGUAUCAUGGAUUUACGUUUCUGAAAUACCAACAAACCGUCUGCGAGCUUAUAACGUUGCCUUGGCCUCGUUCACGCACUGGGUUCAUAAUCUCGCAGUGUCAAAGGCGACCCCAGUGAUGCUGGUCUCCACGCCAUUUGGGGCGUACUUUAUUUUUGGAUCCCUCAAUCUCACCAUGGCGAUUCUUGCCUUUUGGGUCCCAGAAACCAAAGGCAUCUCUUUGGAGCGAAUGGAUGAGCUAUUUGGGGCGGCCGACAUGUCUAAUGUGGAGGAACUCAGUGUCGCAGCGAAACACGCGAAACAGGCAAAAGAGAUUGAUGAGGAAUGA